CGACUUAUUUUUUUCCUUGUCUGUGGGCCAAAUCAACUUUGUCCGCGGGUCGUCAUUUGAUGACCCCUGCCAUGGAGUGUAUACAAUCUCAGUCCGAACUUUACUGAUAAUACAUCUAUUAUCAGGCAUCAUAUGUUUAGACUGGCAAUUAAUCCGACCGAAACGACUUUUUUAACGCGUUUUCUAUCGUUUUUGAACUGCGUGUAAUGGCGUUGAAUAUGUUGAACGUUAGAGUUGGUGCUUCAGUGUCAAAGCGCGCGUGUUUAGUAGCUGUUGUCAAGGUGACUAGGAAGUUCUCUUGGGAACCGAAGGAAGUGAAAACGCACACUGGUCAAAAAUGGGAGAAAGAUGACUAUCGUCUAGCGCGUUUCGUUGACAAGGAAAAACAAGUGAACCCAUCGUUUGCCAUUGAUCUCAUCAGUCAGGUCCCACCGAAAGCGUGUAAGCAACGAGUAGUGUACUGCGAUGGUGGUGGUGGAUCUUUAGGACACCCAAAAGUCUAUAUUAAUCUGGAUAAACCUGGAAAUCACUCGUGCAACUAUUGUGGUUUACAGUUUUUUAAGGAGGACAGUCAUUGAAAAUAAUUAUACAAUCAUACUAUUCAACUACAUUUUGUUUGCAAUUGUCUUAGAUUUAUAGAUACCGGAUGAUAAUUAUCACAUAUUGUAAAUUGAAAACUAUUGUAAUAAGAAAUUAAUUAAAUUUGUUACAAAAAAAUUAGAA
Molecule: messenger RNA, 723 nt
Organism: Sipha flava (yellow sugarcane aphid)
Lineage: Eukaryota; Metazoa; Arthropoda; Insecta; Hemiptera; Aphididae
Gene: ND-13A
Product: NADH dehydrogenase [ubiquinone] iron-sulfur protein 6, mitochondrial
Exons: 3
Coding region: 207-578 (123 amino acids)
Biological process (GO): mitochondrial electron transport, NADH to ubiquinone
Source: RefSeq, a predicted model, not a curated record